Messenger RNA from Spirometra erinaceieuropaei, 975 nucleotides. NCBI's taxonomy places the organism in Eukaryota, Metazoa, Platyhelminthes, Cestoda, Diphyllobothriidea, Diphyllobothriidae. The record is from the annotation of a GenBank genome assembly.
UGGGUAAGUGGACGUUUUUGUUACAGGACUUUGUCAGUCCUGUACCCCGCAUCCUAUAGUGGGUACGUCCCCCUAUUUCCAUUUUCUUGUACAGAUUACCAGUGCGAUUCUAGUGGUUUCCGACACCUUCCCUGGCCAGUUUUUGGUUUAAACCAUGAAAUAUUACCUUUAGGUAUUGGAUCCAUCCCCGACGCCGUUCUGUCACAACUAACCAAUCACAAGCACCUGGGCGUCCACACUGAAAUGUUCUCCGAUCGUCUCGUUGAUCUGGUCAAACUAGGUGUGAUUACCAAUUCAAUGAAGAAGAUGCGGCCGGGCAAGAUUGUGACCAGUUUCGUUAUUGGGACCAAGAAAUCUUUCGAAUUCUUGGACAACAAUCCUUUCGUUGGUAAGUCAUGGGUCAUUAUAAAGGCACAGUCGUUAGUAAGCAAGACCAGACUUGACCAGUUCAGUUGGUUUCUCCUCCCAAACCACUGUUGUCCAUGGAUGCAGGUCUUUCUGUCUGUCGUUCCAUUCACGUGCUCUUAGUCCCACUCGGGAAUCUACCUUUCGAAACCCUCAAUUUUCACCUUAUCAUCCUUCGUUUUUUCAGACAUGUGUGACAUCGCAUGGGUUAACUCGCCCGUAAUCAUUGCUCAAAAUCCUCGACCUAUGGCGAUCAAUUCUUGCAUUGAAGUCGAUCUCACGGGACAAGUGGUGUCUGAUUCAAUUGGCGCUCGUAUCUACUCAGGUGUGUUUCAUGUUACCUCACUGUAACUUCGAGGAGACUGAGCAUAGUCUUACAAGACGCUUAUACCACUGUGCCCAAAACGAUUUCUGUUUCCAGGUGUUGGUGGCCAAGUAGAUUUCAUUCGUGGCGCCGCAAUCAGCGCCGACGGCGAGGGAAAGCCCAUCAUUGCACUACCCUCUACAACCGGCAAGGGACAAAGCAAGAUUGUGCCCUACUUGAAGCCCGGUGGUGGUAUCGUCACUACU